Messenger RNA from Laccaria bicolor S238N-H82, 546 nucleotides. RefSeq lists its product as uncharacterized. Lineage: Eukaryota; Fungi; Basidiomycota; Agaricomycetes; Agaricales; Hydnangiaceae. The transcript has 3 exons. The record is from RefSeq and is a predicted model, not a curated record. Bases 1 to 546 code for a protein of 181 amino acids.
AUGCAUCUGUUCCUGUCCAACAGAGAACCUUGGAAUGCGACGUACACCAACGAGGAGGGGCAAGCAAUCUACAAGACGUCUACGCCUUGGAGGUCGCUCGGCAAAAGAGUGAUCAUCGACAGGAUCACUCACAACUCAACAAACGUCGAGUUGAAAGAUCACCUAGCGGAGGUGCAGUAUAACCUGUUUACAUCGAGCCGGAUAAAAUACGGAGGGGAGGACUGGAGUACAAGUCGGUAUUUCAGGAACACAGAAGGGCAAGGAGCUCUUGGGAGCGGUAAAAUUUUCACAGCGCCGGACGGGAAGAGGUAUAUAUGGAAGAUGGGAAUUCGAGUGCCCGAGCUCGUCAUGGGCGACGGGAGUAACAGACGAGUUGCCUCGUACCAUCGUCGACGAUAUAACGACCCACAACCCACUUCGCUCGAGAUACUUCCAGAAGGCGAACAUAUGGUCGACCUGAUUUUGGUGACAUUCGUGUAUGUCGAAAAAAUCAGGAAAGAUAGGGAGAACCAGGGGAGAUCCAUGCCAGAAGGUUUGGCUGGUUGA